Myripristis murdjan (pinecone soldierfish) is the source of this 4896-nucleotide messenger RNA. RefSeq names its product spire-type actin nucleation factor 1b (gene spire1b). The record is from RefSeq and is a predicted model, not a curated record. Gene Ontology annotation, molecular function: microtubule binding; actin binding. Gene Ontology annotation, biological process: cleavage furrow formation; actin filament polymerization; establishment of meiotic spindle localization. Bases 199 to 2862 code for a protein of 887 amino acids. Gene Ontology annotation, cellular component: cytoplasmic vesicle membrane; cell cortex. NCBI's taxonomy places the organism in Eukaryota, Metazoa, Chordata, Actinopteri, Holocentriformes, Holocentridae. The transcript has 18 exons.
UUUGCCUGGACGACAAACACUGCAAGGCGGGGAGGAAAACAUCCAUCAGUGUGGUGCUGGCUGCUGCCAGAGAAGGAGGAGGCGGAAGAAGAGAAGGAGGAGGAGGAGGAUAGCGCAUCAAUGCCUCCAGGUUGCCUGUCGCAUAUCGGCCUGGACCUACCCUCGACAUCGGGCCUCCGCCGCUGAGAGAAUGAAAGGAUGGCCGAGCAGCGAUGCGCGGACGACGGACAGUUGAUGGAUGCUGCGGCGGCGCACCGCGAUGAGCGGCAUCACACAUCCAUGGAUUUAACGGAGGAAGGGGGGGCAGAGGAUCUGUCUCUGGAGGAGAUACUGAGGCUUUACAACCAGCCCAUCAAUGAGGAGCAGGCAUGGGCGGUGUGUUACCAGUGCUGCAGAUCGCUGGCUCAGGGACACCGGGGCAGGAGGAGUUCCGCCUCCGCCUCAACAUCCACCGCCGCCGGAUCCGCCGGAGCGUCAGCAGCGGCGUAUCCGACAAGGAUAGGCGGACCGGAGGAUGUGAGAAUACAGAAAGACGGAUCUGUUAGGUUGCAAUAUCAGAGCUAUGCAGGUAAAUACAGCGCUUGCACAUCAACAGAGGUGAUUGAGUCCCUGGGCAUCAUGAUCUACAAGGCUCUGGACUACGGGCUGAAGGAGAACGAGGAGCGGGAGCUCAGCCCUCCUCUGGAGCAGCUCAUCGCCCUCAUGACCAACAUGGCCGAGACCGAGAAGGACGCCUGUCCCGACGAAGGUUACGAGGCCACCGAGGAAGAGGAGGAGGAUGAACCUGACAAAGUGUGCAGUGUUCGUGGCUACAGAGAUAUCCUCAAGCUCUGUACGAGCCACCUACCAAGCCUGUCAGAUGCUCCUAGUCACUACCAAGCAGUGUGCCGGGCUCUGUAUACAGAAACCAGGGAGCUACACACUUUCCUGGAAAAGAUCAAGAGUGCCAAAGAGAACCUGCGGAAGAUGGAGGGAGAGUCAUCAGAGGACGCUGGCAGAGACCUGAACGAGCUGCAGAAUGCUGACUGGGCGCGGUUCUGGGUUCAGGUGAUGAGGGACCUGCGGGAUGGAGUCAAGCUGAAGAAGGUCCAGGAGCGCCAGUACAACCCUCUGCCAAUUGAGUACCAGCUCACUCCCUAUGAAAUGCUCAUGGAUGACAUCCGGUCCAAACGCUACAAACUGCGCAAGGUCAUGGUGAAUGGAGAUAUUCCUCCCAGGUUAAAGAAGAGCGCCCAUGAGGUCAUCCUGGAGUUCAUCAGGUCCAGACCACCUCUAAACCCUGUAGCAGCACGUAAACUGAAGCCACAGACUCAGCCUCCUCCCACCCUCCAUGAGCGAAUCCUGGAGGAGAUCAAAGCAGAGAGAAAACUACGACCGGUGUCUCCGGACGAGAUCCGCAGAGGGAGGCUGGUAAUUCGGCCACUUAGCAUGUCUUUCAGUUUUGACGCGUCAGAUGACUUCAGUCCCUAUAUGGGCAGGAGGACAUCCAGUUCUCUGUCUCUGGCCAACGGCUCAGCCUCUCCCAGGGCAGGACCCCCCGGAUCUCAAUCCGCACCUCAGAGGAAAAGGCUUCUGAAGGCGCCCAGCCUUGCCGAGUUGGAUAGCUCCGACUCCGAUGACGAGAUUGUUGGGCGCAGAUCGGCCAGCAGCUCCAGUGUCACGACAUCAGUGAUGGAUGAUACAUCUCCGGAGACUGCACUGGAGAAGAAAACUCCCCCCCUGUUCCUGCCCAUCUCCUCCACACCCCAGCCCGAAAGGCGUCAGACCCCCCAGCAGAGGAGACACUCCAUUGAGAAAGAAACCCCGACUAAUGUGCGACAGUUUCAGCCACCCUCCAGACAGAGCUCCAAGUCUCUGGUUGGGAUGAUAGCCUCGUUGCGUCACUGGACCCCCCUCCUCCGCCCCUCUUCCUCCACUCUCCACGUUUUGCGGAGCUCCUACCCUGUCGAGGCAUUUGCGUUGGGGUUGAUGAGGGCAGUGUUUGCUCUGUGCAGGGGCAUUUACAUCAGUGGAGGACAGUCUGACAAGGAGGAGUUCUGUUUCCCGGUGGAGUGCUUGUCUCUGACAGUGGAGGAGGUGAUGCACAUCAGACAGGUGCUGGUGAAGGCAGAGCUGGAGAAGUUCCAGCAGUACAAAGAUAUCUACAACGCUAUGAAGAAGGGAAAGCUUUGCUUCUGUUGUCGAACCAAGAGGUUUUCCUUUUUCACCUGGUCCUACACUUGCCAGUUUUGCAAAAGGCCUGUGUGUUCACAGUGCUGUAAAAAGAUGCGGCUGCCAUCCAAGCCCUACUCCAGCCUGCCCAUCUACUCCAUCGGCUCCACCAACACUCUUCCCAGGGAGCGGAUAGCAGCCAUGGCCUCCGUAGGGAAAAGGCUGUCACUGCCUGCAGGAGCUGAGCCGCCAGCAGUGGGAAAAGUGUCGGCAUCACCAACUUUGAAAGGAGGAGCAUCAGGAGGAUCACCGAAAGGAGCCGCAGGAGCUGCAGGAGCUGCGGGAGCUGCGGGAGCUGCGGGAGCUGCGGGAGCUGCGGGAGCUGCAGGAGCUGCCAAAGCUGAGAAACCCUCCACUAGCCAGCAGCGCCACAGCCUUCAGAAGACCAUGUCCAGGUUUUCGAAGCAUGGCUCGUUGAAGUCUCAUGAUGAAAUGGAGCUUCCCCCGGAGCUGACGGAGGACUGGGCCACCAUGGAGGUGUGUGUGGACUGCAAGAAGUUCAUCUCUGACAUUAUCUCCUCCAGCAAGCACAGCCUGUCGCUGGCCACCAAGCGGGCUCGCUUAAAACGCAAGACCCAGUCCUUCUACAUGUCCUCUCCUAAAGGGAGGGAGGAGUACCGGCCCUCCGAGCGAACAAUCAAGGAGAUCUAGAACUUUCUAGAUCUUUCUUUCUUUCUUUCUUUCUUUCUUUCUUUCCUCUUCUCUCUCUAUCCAGCUCCUUCCAACUACAAUGGCACAAGUAUAGACUCAACACUGGAUAUAAUCUUACUGUACAUGUUGAGUCCGAUCAGAUAAAGCUGUCAGAAUGGCUGAUGGGACAGUGGUGCUCUUGCUGCUGCAUCCAGCUCCUCCAGACAGAAGUAUAGCUCUUUUUUUAACCGCAGUUUCCUCUGUACCAUAAGUGAUCACUGUAAUAUCUGACCACAGACUUUUCAGAGACUGAAGCGUUUGUCAUGAAGCAUGAGGCAGUUGGAAAGUGGACUGGCUUCCCUCUCCUACAGCGGCGCAGCAGCGUGGUGCUCCCCGACUCGUUUUUGCCCACGGAAAAAUUAAUAAGCACAAGGAAGAAGACAGACUAAUAUGCAUUUGGCAAUCUAAAAGGCCUGGAGAGAGGUCAGGCUGUGAACUGAAAGCGCCAAAAGCGUCCAAAAGCAACAACAAAAAAAGUACUUAGACGACUUGAAAAAAAAAAAAACUGUAAAAGAAUUUUUUAUGGGUUUUAGUUUUGUAUUUUAUGUAUGCGUGUGUACAGUACAUGAUGAUUUGAUGAAAACUCACCCACUGUUUUUACUUUAAACAUGCAUCUUUCUGCUCAGUGCCCCACCCCCCUCUCUCCUCCUCCCCCCGCCUUCACAGGUUCACCUUUUAUAAGGAUACUUGCAAGCAUACCCGACUACAUCAUGUGUUUUUCUCCUCCACAGGCAGGGAUUGCACUACAUUGAGAAAAUAGCAUCUGUUUGUUUGUAUACAGAUUGAGUGCCAAAUGAUUCCUCCCUCCUCAUUGGUAUAUGACCCAAAGAAGUCUAAUUUUUUCCCCAGUGCACAUAUGCAGUGAUCUUGCAGUACAAAGACAUUUCACACUGGACCCAGCACCACCCAGCAUUUUAAAGCACCUAAGUAUACCUUCAGUGUCAGUACUCUUUAGGUAGUCAUGCUUAUGCUGAGUUCAUUUGCAUUACAUGGCUAGAUAUACUAAAAAGCGGGUAGAAAAUGGACCAUGUUUAGGCUUUUUCAGUCUUGUGCACAAUUGCCUUCAGUAGCUGAAAUCUGACUGGAGGUAAUGACAUGGCAGCCAAUUCGACAGAAGGAGACCCUUCCUUUCUGUCAUUAUCAUUAUUAUUAUUAUUAUUAUUAUUAUUAUUAUUAAGCCCUAGAUAUACAAUUAUCAUUGCUUAAAACUAUCAGCAGUUUUUGUUUUGCAAAUUUUAUCUAGUUUUAAGUUGAGAAAUAUGCAGAAUGUUAUUUUAUAUUUUCAUUUUACGUGAUUACUUGCAGAUAAAUAUUUCAGAUUGACUUAUCGUUAUUUUGAUUUCCUGCCUUGUGUUUGUACUCUGAUAAAGUAGUAACAAGUCAUAUUGAAAUGCAUCCUUUACGUGUGUUAUUGUACAGAUUGUAUAGUUUCUGAAACCCUGUUCACUGUACAGGCAGCAAAGAAUGCUAACAUACUGUCCUGCUGUUCAACACGUAAGCCUCAAGACGACGCCUCUAUGAUUUCCAGCUGUCAUUCAAAAAAAGAAAUGAUAUGAUACACAUCAUUAGAAACACAGUUUUUUUGUUGUUUUGGGGCCAGGAUGUCUAUUUUAUUGUUCGUCACACUCCUCAUCUUCCUUACAGAUAUUUCUGCCUUAAAUGAACUGCCUUUUACGAUCCUGCUCAUAUUGAACAUAGUCAUCUACUGUAACUGUACAUACUUGUUUUGUUAAUGUUUGUUUGUAGAUAAGGUCUGUGUUGCCUUGGUGAAACGACUGUAGAUCUCUGUGUCUGAGAGGGAGACCGACCCGGCGUGCUCAGGUUAGCAGAGCGCUGGUGUGGCAAGUACAUAAAAGAAACGUCGCGAUGUGACAGCAUCAUGCAUGUACUACCGUGUAGCUUGUACCUUCAAUCUGUAUUAACUUCAAGCUGUAACUCCCUGCAGAGAGUACUACAAGUGAUGACUAAAACAAUAAACUGUAACGCAAUACCUGA